AUGUCAAGCUCAGUUGGACAGAAAAAAGGGUCUACAAGACAGCGCAAAUGUGGCUUUUGUAAAUCUAAUAGAGACAAAGAAUGUGGACAGUUAUUGAUAUCUGAAAACCAGAAGGUGGCAGCACAUCACAAAUGUAUGCUUUUUUCGUCUGCAUUGGUGACCUCACACUCUGAUAAUGAGAGUCUUGGUGGAUUUUCUAUCGAAGAUGUUCAGAAGGAAAUAAAAAGAGGCACUAAACUGAUGUGCUCUUUAUGCCAUUGUCCAGGAGCAACAAUUGGCUGUGAUGUGAAAACGUGUCGCAGGACAUAUCACUACCACUGCGCAUUGCAUGACAAAGCUCAGAUACGAGAGAAACCUUCACAAGGAAUUUACAUGGUUUAUUGCCGAAAACACAAGAAAACUCCACAUAACUCUGAAGCCACUGACGUAGAAGAGGGUAUCAAUGAGCAUGAAUUGGAGCCUUCAUCACCCAUGGGGAAAAAGAAGAGUCGCAAAGGAAGGCCAAGAAAAAUGAUUUUAAAGGGGCAAUCAGAAGAUAAUAGAUCUACAUCUUCUCAUGGCACAGAUGAAAUAGAGAGCAGUUCCUAUAGAGAGAGAUCUCCACACAGAAGCAGUCCCAGUGAUACCAGGCCCAAAUGUGGAUUUUGUCAUGUAGGUGAAGAAGAGAAUGAAGCAAGAGGAAAGCUUCAUAUAUUUAAUGCCAAAAAGGCAGCUGCGCAUUAUAAGUGCAUGUUAUUCUCUUCUGGCACAGUUCAACUCACAACAACAUCAAGAGCAGAAUUUGGUGAUUUUGAUAUUAAAACUGUCCUUCAAGAGAUUAAGCGUGGAAAACGGAUGAAGUGUACACUUUGUAGCCAGCCCGGUGCUACCAUUGGAUGUGAAAUAAAAGCUUGUGUCAAGACUUACCAUUACCACUGUGGCGUGCAAGACAAAGCUAAAUAUAUUGAAAAUAUGUCACGAGGGAUUUACAAACUGUACUGUAAAAACCAUAGUGGAAAUGAUGAGAGAGAUGAAGAAGAUGAAGAACGAGAAAGCAAAAGCCGGGGAAAAAUAGGAAGUGAUCAUAGUGGCUUCCCUCAGCAGCAACUCAAUGGAAACUAGGUUCAAGGGACAGAGAGUUAGAAAACUGGGAAUGAAUAAGACAUCCAUAACUACUAUUCUUUUUCACUGUUUUCUAAAAUAAGAAAGGGUUAGGAACUUUCUACUGCCUGACGCUAUUAGAUCCUUCAUUGAGCUGCCUGAGAUGUUCAUGUGUGUGAGCCUUCAAUAGUGGCAGAGUUUUACUUGUUGAUAUUAUGUAGUUUGUAGUCUGCAGUGUCUGGAAAAAAAAAUAGAAACACUCAAUGAUAUGUACAGUGUCAAAAGUUAAGGCAGACAUUGAAAUGAACUAUUUCUGAACUGAAUAAACUUCUAAGAUCUGGAAUGUGUAAAAUGUUUAGUGGAUUCAGUAUCAAGGAAAAGUUGAAGCCAGUUGUACUUCACAUUGCAGACGUGGCCAGGGGUGACAGCACAGUUAAUUAUGAGUUUUGUGAUUUCUCCACACGCAAACAAAAUCGAGGCUCCAAAGGAAGAUGGCCUCCUGUUCUUCCUCUCUUUGCUUGGAAAGCACAUGCAUAAAAGAAAUUUUCUUUACCACAAAGUGUGCUAAAUAAAGAUUUUUCAGUUUGUUCCAGUUGAAGUUGUUCCCACUUACCAGCAUGGACUCCAAGCAACUGGUGAGCUCCAGUGCUUACGCCAAAGGGCUGUGUGUAUUUUCUUUUUUUCUAACUCCCCUUGCCUCCCCUUCCAGGCCCCCCCUCCCCCACCCCCUUUGCCCAUAUACCUUUCUUCUUUCCAAAAUAUACCAAGAGCUUUGGGCAAAAGUGGUUGAAAUCUUUAUACUAACAUAUGGAAGCGGCAAAUUAAACCUCCUUGAAAUUUAGAGGGUCAUUAUUCACUAAGGAAUUUAGCCACCGUGUCUGAAACCCACACCUCUCAAGUGCCCUGUUGUAUGGAACACUUCACAAAUUGGUCCCAAGUAUGAAAGUAGGUCUUGUGUGCUAUAGGAAUAAUAAAGACUCUUUUUAUUCAUAAAGCAGCAGUAUUUCUUUUGAUUAUGUGACCACUAUUUUAGAAACCAUAUUUAACAUUUUUGACUUUUUUGAGUCAUCACUUUGAUUUUUCGGCCCUACUGUUAUCUUGUGUGUGUAGGGC
Messenger RNA from Gracilinanus agilis (Agile Gracile Mouse Opossum), 2193 nucleotides. It is a transcript of the gene PHF6, whose product is annotated as PHD finger protein 6. NCBI's taxonomy places the organism in Eukaryota, Metazoa, Chordata, Mammalia, Didelphimorphia, Didelphidae. The record is from RefSeq and is a predicted model, not a curated record. Bases 1 to 1101 code for a protein of 366 amino acids. The transcript is spliced from 10 exons. Gene Ontology annotation, cellular component: nucleus.